UAUUGGCUGAGCCGUGGAGGAAAAGGCUGGCUGGACAGCAAAGAUGUCCGCGGUCGUUUGAAAACCUGUUGUGGCCAAAUCAUUAUUUUGCCAGCUUUAUCGACUCGUUUUGUCUGUACGCAGCGGUCACACCGUUGUGCUCAAAAAAGCCUUACAAAAAGAAAAGACGAGGACUCCGCGACAAGAGCCAGACUAUUCCUUAUUAUCAGAAAUAAUGCUGAAAUCUGUAACUCAUGUCGGAAGUCGUGUAUGAAGAGACAGCCACGAUGAUUGCCGCAGGGGAAUUGCAGUCGUUUGUCCCGUUUGGCCGCGAGCACUGCAGGAACCAUCCAAAUGCCUUCAACCUGCAGCUUCGAGAGCUCCAGCCAGCCUCUGAGCUCUGGUCAUCUGAUGGUGCUGCUGGCCUGGUAGGGUCUCUGCAGGAAGUCAGUCUGCAGGAGAGAGAGAGGGAAUGGUGGCAGCUAAGGAAGGGAUGCACGGGAGUCAAAGAAGAGGAGGUCAUGUUUGAAGAAGAGCUUUAUGCGGCUGGAAACGUGGUUGUUUGGAGUCAAGGCAGCCGGACACAAGCCUCUAGUGUGUACAAGGCUUUCACUGUUGACAGUCCAGUGCAGCAGGCUUUAUGGUGCAACUUUGCUGUUCUUCAAAACAACAAUGACGAAGAAGUGGAGCAGACGAUUUGUAUUGUCCAGAGCAGCUGUAUUAAUGUUCACACUGUGACUGGGAAAGAUUUUAUCUCACCACUACCUUUCCAGGUCUCAAAUGUCUGGGCGACAAAGUUUGGACUUUUGUUGGAACGGAAAAUUUCAGCAAAUGACACCCAGCUCAACCCCCCAGGGGAACCCCUUCCCAUGGUGUUCAGCAUGCUGCACCCUCUAGACGAGAUUGCACCACUUGUGUCCAAACCUUCAAGUCAGUUUGAUAGCUCCACUGUGCAUUAUAUGUCUGACUCCACCAUGAAGAUCGUGUUCACCUGCUGCCAGCCCUCUAUACUUGUAUCGUACGACACUGUACAAGGAACACACACUGUGUGGGCGCUGCGCAAAGUCACUCAUGAUGAGUGCUCGACAGUUUUAAGGUAUCCGACAGAGCCCGUUGGGAAGCCACUGGGUCUCAUGGCUUCAAAUUUUCUGACCUCUCAUUUACGUAACAUCUCUCGUCUGGACUCUCCUGGUGGAAGUGGAACAGAGUUGAAAAGUUGUGCUCUGAGCUCUCCUAAGCACUACAACGUUCUACGAAGUAACCCGAACAGGGCCGUGACCUCUUCGCCUGGAGCGCACUCUCGAGUUCAUUCCCCAAAUAUAUCCAACAUGGCUGCCCUAAGCCGUGCCCACUCUCCAGGCAUGGCAGCUCCGUCCUUUUCAGGCGCGUCUCGUUUCAACACGUCUUUCCACAGCCCAUCCUCCAGGGGGCACCACGGUUUGUUGCCCUCUCCUAACAGCACCGUGAACGAGACGGUGCUCCCGCCAGAGAUGGAGCCCAUUGUACCCGACCUCUGCGUGGAGCAGCUGUGGACUGAGACAGUCGCUGCUGGCUGUCACAGGGAGAUGAGCAGUCAGGCAUCAAAAGUGUUCAUUACCUCUGACCUCUGUGAGAACCGGUAUCUCUGUUUCCUGGUGGAGUCUCAUCAGCAGCUGAGAUGUGUGAAAUUUAUCGAGAGCAACGAAUCGUCUCAGCUCAUCUUCCCGUCUGUGACGACCAUUUCUGCCAAAGAUGCAGCACCUCUACAGAUUUCUGCUCGACAGAAUAUAGACGCCAUGUUGGUUCUGGAGGCGUGUGGCAGUCUGGUUCUUUACACAGGAAUCACCAGGGUCAGUAAGGUGUUUGUUCCUGGUCUUUUGUCCCCCAGCUUCAGCCUUUCCAACCAGCGGCCCCAGAUCAGUACUCCUGUGGAGAGUGUCAGCACACCUGCUAAUGGUGUAAACAGGCACAUCCAGAGACUCAAUGAGGUACCAGCACAGGAUUUUAUGCCUUCACCAGUAUCAGAGCCUAAGGGUCUAAACAACAAACACCAUGAAGCAUCAUUUUUUGAAGAUCACAUUUUCCAACAAGCCACACCCUGCAUACAUGGUUUACGGGAUCCUGUCUGCAACCGGGUUACUUUGGAACUCGGCGGUGGUGCCAUGCUGAGGAUCUCUGUACCUGAAGUUGCUACGUCUGAGCUGGUGCAAAAGUGCCUUCAGGCUAUUCGAUUCAUCCUGCCCAAAGAUGCUGCGAUGAAGGUUUUGGUGAAGUGGUACAACAUCUACAACGCCCCCGGUGGCUCAAGUGCUCAUGCUGAGUGGAGCUUGUUUGUCACCUGUUUUAUGACGCUGAUGGGCUACAACACAGAGCGCCUGGCCUGGACUCGACAUCUACAUUUCGAAGUGCCUCUUUCUCCAGUUAUCGCGGCUAAGAAGGCUCGUCACUCUGCUCAAGGCUACGAAGAGGAUUGGGACUACUUGUUGGCAUCUCGUUACCAUCGACAGAUAAUUUCCCAGCCUGUCUGUGCUUCAGUGGAAUCCAGUGAUAUUGUUGCCACAGAAAUGGGGGACUUGUCUUCUGCAUCUUCCCCCGGUUCCUCUCUGAAGCUGGAGAGUUCAGCUCCUUUGUUCCCUCACAUUCCCGCCCUGUUCUACGUUCUCCACCUGUUGUAUCAGGAGCUGCAGCUGGACGAGCUGCACAGAGCUAAAGCUUCAUCCCUGGUGUGUGUCCUUCAACAGCUGGCCAGAGACCUUCAGUUGGAGGAGUAUGUUGAUCUGUAUUGGAGGGACUACCCAUCGGUAAUGAGUGGUUUCUCUAAGUGCUGCUCCAUAGACCAUGCUGUGAUUGAACAGAUGCAGCGUCCAUCUUUCCUGCUCUCCAAGCCUCCAUGUGUGUUCAGCUGGCUCAGCAGCUGCUUGAGAGGGGAUGAAAACACACCUUUUCCUUACCUGCCAGCCAUCUGUCAAAGAACCAGGCUUCUGGUUCUGAGUUAUGCCCUUUACAUUUUUGGAGAUGACAAAGCCACCUCAUCAAGCGAAUCUAAAUACCUGUUUAAGCUCUCAGCAGGGCAGAAGUCCUGUGCAAGUGAGCCAUACUUGAGAAGACAGAGCAGUGUGAAGGUUAGGUUUUCCAGUGCGAGUCUGGCUGAGCAGCUUGUCGUCUGGCUCGCCUCACAGGGUUUUACCCUGAAAGACUUGGAGUCUGUCCCCUUUGGUGUGGCGUUGCCCAUCAGAGAGGCCAUCUAUCGAUGUCGUGAGCAGCCAUGUUCUGAUUGGUCAGAGGAAGUGUGUCUGCUGAUUGGGCGACAGGACCUGACCAAACAAGCUCACAAGAUGACCCUGGCAAAGAGCAAAGCUUCUGUUAGUUCAGGUCUGUCUCUGGAGCCUCCUGUAGCCACAGAACCAGACGAGGAAGAAGAUGGGAUGUCAGACAUAAUUCAAGAGGUCACAGGACUAAUCUGGAGCCAAGAUCUUCGAAUCCAGGAAGUAAGAAGGCUCCUCCGGAGCUCUGGACCGGUCCGGGUCAGUGUAGUACAACUACCCGAGGUUUCAGACCACGAGUACAUCGAGGAGAAAGAAAAUAAACUGCUUCAGUUGUGUCAGAGAACAAUGGCUCUUCCUGUCGGCAGAGGCCUUUUCACCCUCUUCUCCUACCACCCGGUGUUAACAGAGCCUUUGCCUGUUCCAAAACUCAAUCUAACAGGUCGUGCUCCUCCGAGGAAUACUAUGGUCGAUCUCAACAGUGGGAAUAUUGAUGUUCCUCCCAACAUGACAAGCUGGCCCAGUUUCCAUAACGGAGUAGCAGCUGGACUUAAAAUAGCUCCAGCUUCACAGGUGGACUCAGCCUGGAUUGCCUACAACAAGCCAAAGAGUCCUGAGCUGGCUAAUGAGUAUGCAGGCUUCCUUAUGGCUCUUGGGCUGAAUGGUCACCUCACCAAGCUGGCCACGCUCAACAUACAUGACUACCUCACCAAGGGCCAUGAGAUGACCAGCGUUGGACUCCUUCUGGGUGUUUCUUCUGCCAAACUGGGCACCAUGGACAUGUCGACCACCCGCCUGCUCAGCAUUCACAUCCCCGCCCUUCUCCCGCCUACUUCCACUGAGCUGGAUGUGCCGCACAAUGUUCAGGUUGCUGCUGUAAUUGGUGUCGGACUGGUAUACCAGGGGACUGGGCACAGACACAAUGCUGAAGUCUUGUUGUCAGAGAUAGGCCGUCCCCCUGGUCCAGAGAUGGAGUACUGUACCGACAGAGAGUCCUAUUCACUAGCUGCUGGACUCGCUCUGGGUAUGGUCUGUCUUGGGCAUGGCAGCAACCUGAUUGGGAUGACGGACCUUAACGUGCCUGAACAGCUGUACCAGUACAUGGUGGGGGGUCAUCGCAGAGCUCAAGCUGGAGCCAACCGAGAGAGACACAAGUCACCCAGCUACCAAAUCAAAGAAGGCGAUACGAUAAAUGUGGAUGUCACAUGUCCAGGGGCCACGCUGGCCCUCGCUAUGAUCUACCUCAAAACCAACAACAGAUCGAUUGCUGAUUGGCUGAAACCUCCAGACACUUGGUUUCUGCUGGACUUCAUUAAGCCCGAGUUUCUGCUCCUGAGGACUCUGGCGCGGUGUAUUAUCAUGUGGGAUGAAAUCCUCCCUAACUCGGAGUGGGUCAAGAGCAACAUACCCCAGAUCAUGAGGGGGAAUUUUGAUGCCUCAGAAGACAUUAAUAUGGAGACAAUGGCAAAAUGUGAUGUUUUUCUCAGCCAAGCUGAAGACUACAUUACAGCUGGAGCCUGUAUGGCAUUAGGGUUACGCUUUGCCGGCUCCGCCAAUUCUGAUGCCUUCGACUGCCUUUAUGAGUUUGCCAGGACCUUCAUGAAGAUGAUGCCCUUUGCUGGUACAGCUGCUGUGAGUGCUUCCCUCCAGCAGAUGGGUUAUUACAACCUGCAAACAUGUCUGUCAAUGAUUCUGCUGGCUAUGUCCAUGGUGAUGGCAGGCACGGGAAACCUGAAGGUCCUGCAGCUCUGUCGCUUCUUUCACAAGAGAACGGGCGGCGAGAUGAACUAUGGCUUCCACAUGGCUCAUCACAUGGCUCUGGGUCUGCUCUUUCUGGGAGGUGGCAGAUACACAAUCAGCACUUCCAAUUCGGCCAUCGCUGCUCUACUCUGCGCCUUGUAUCCACAUUUCCCAGCUCACAGCACUGACAACCGCUAUCAUUUACAGGCCCUGCGGCAUCUGGUCGUGUUGGCUGCAGAGCCACGGCUCCUGGUUCCGGUAGAUGUGGACUCUCUUAAACCUUGCUAUGCCCUGUUAGAGGUCAGCUAUAAGGAGACAAAGUGGUAUAACGAGACUACAGUGGAACUGAUGGCUCCCACCCUCCUUCCUGAACUUCACCUCCUCAAACAGGUGAAGGUGAAGGGGCCUCGUUACUGGGAGCUGACUCUGGAUCUGAGCAAAGAAACACAUCAUCUGAAGUCCAUCCUAUCCCAGGACGGGGUGUUGUAUGUAAAACUGCGGGCCGGGCAGCUUCCCUACAAAGACGACCCUCAGGGAUGGAAGAGUCUACUGACCACAGCUGUCAACCACAGAAGCUCUGGAGUCACAGCCUUUAAGCCUGAAACCAUCUCAACUUUCACUUCUAACCCUGCCCUCAUCUCCUUUGCGGAUUUCUUCUGUAAAACAUCUGAAGGAAUGAAACAUAGGAAGGACACCCACAUGUUCUCAGCUAUGCUCUACGAAUGCGUGACGCAAGAGUGUCCAGAGAUGCUGCCAACGUACAUCGCCAUUGAGCAGGCUGUCAGUGCCCUGCAACGGGGCGACUUGCAGCAGACCUUCCCCUUGUGGCAGCUGCGUCUGGUGGUGGACCUGUGGGACAGCAGGAUGCUGCGAGGUCCUGCUAACAGCCAUAACACACUGCUAAAGUCUGAGUUUCUUCCUGUGAUGAAGAAUGCAGUGGACGUGGCCCUGGACGGCUGGCUCAAAGACAGCAGUUCAGUAUUGAGGUCCUACAUGUGGAACCAGGUUCUGUCUAAGGACGCCCAGUCCAUCAUGCUGGCCUGCUUUCUGGUGUACCGCUCUGUCCCCUGCUUCAGAAGCACACAGCUGAAAAGCUGCAGCUCAUUUGGAGAUUUAUUGUCGUGCAGCAGCCAGCUGGAGAUCCCUCUGAGAGACCUGCUGAGACUGGCACCAGUUCUGCUAGGUUCUGGAUCACCGUCGCUGCUGGGCUUUCCUCUACAGGCAUUUUCAUCCUGAUGCUCGUAACGAGUCAGAGACACGGACACAAGUGAGACACGGUUUUAAACAGAACGGCUGCAGACGUGCUCAACACUUUUAACUAAUUCGGACUUUGAGGCACAUUCACUGCUGCCCGUGCAGGGAAAACCGAACAACCACUGUUGAAUGUUUUGUAAAAUACUACUUUAUUUAGGAUUUUUUACCACAUAAAGACUGUUGAGUCUGCAGUAAUCACGUGCCAUUUUUGUGGUGCAGUCAAUUUGCUCUGAGUCUAACGGAAAAGUUCCUCAAAUAUCCAGCAGGAACAACUUGGCAGGAGUGAAAACAGCAAGUCAUUGCUGAGAGAUUAUCAAAAGCAGUGCUCGACCAAAAUAAAGAAAGAAUAAAAGUACCUGCAAACUUGA
This is a messenger RNA of Nothobranchius furzeri (turquoise killifish), 6583 nucleotides long. It is a transcript of the gene anapc1, whose product is annotated as anaphase promoting complex subunit 1. NCBI's taxonomy places the organism in Eukaryota, Metazoa, Chordata, Actinopteri, Cyprinodontiformes, Nothobranchiidae. Gene Ontology annotation, cellular component: anaphase-promoting complex. Gene Ontology annotation, biological process: anaphase-promoting complex-dependent catabolic process; protein K11-linked ubiquitination; metaphase/anaphase transition of mitotic cell cycle. The record is from RefSeq and is a predicted model, not a curated record. Gene Ontology annotation, molecular function: molecular adaptor activity.